Molecule: messenger RNA, 2436 nt
Organism: Phlebotomus argentipes
Lineage: Eukaryota; Metazoa; Arthropoda; Insecta; Diptera; Psychodidae
Exons: 2
Coding region: 192-1979 (595 amino acids)
Source: RefSeq, a predicted model, not a curated record
GCCGCGAAAGUCACCAAAGAAAAACAAUAACAAUCGAUAAGAAUUUUGGUGACCGUGAAAAAAAAGAAAUACCGAGAUUUUCGGCAUCUCUUCAGUGUAAAUUUUUUCAUAAAUAUGCACAGCUGUAAUUCCACGUCUCGUUGAGUGGAAAUAGCAGCUGAAGUUUGCAAAAACAGUUUUCCAAAGGAAUUAUGAUAAGUAGCGACACAUCGCAAGGUGUUUAUGCUCCACUGUGCCAGACCAUGAGUGAUUCAGAGAGUGAGGAAGAGCUGCUGCACAGGAAUCAUCAUCAUGCGCGGCUGCAGCCAAAAUCUGGGAACGCCGUCAGGACGCCCAGCAAUCUCACGCGAAUCGAGAACCAUCUAAUGUUCUCCACCACGGAAAUCCUGGGCAAUUACAGCAAUGUCGAGCGGGGAAGUAUUCCGCCAACCUGGACAAAUACUCUGCCCGAGCGAAAAGGCAUGUCAGGUGUGCGGAAGGCGCUCUUUUGCGCCUCCAUCGGGCUCUGCAUCCUCGUCACUGUGGCCUUCCUGUGGUUGCUGCCCUGCUCGGACUCCGCCACAUGCUCCAAUGGUGAGAAGGGCAUGAAGACUCACAACUGGCUGCGGGAUUACGAGAAGAUUGAGCUAAAGGGCGUGAUAAAUACAGUGGCUGGCGUGCAGGGCAGAGGAAAGAAUCUUAUCUUCAUGUAUCGCAGCGACAGAGUUUUUGCGGAAUUCGAGGAUGGAGAGCAUCACACGAAUGGGAUCAUCUCGCUGAUUGGCAGAGGCGGUCAUGUUGCGUGGUAUGACGAGAUGCCGGAGGAACCCAAGUCGAUAGACUGCACUCUCGUGGAUGUGGAUAAGAAUGGCCAACCGGAUUGUCUGAUCGUGGGAAAGAUGGGCCUUCUGGGCGCUCUGGAUCCCGUCUCAGGCGAGUGGCUGUGGCACAUCAACACCAGAGGAGCAAAUUCAUCGAGAAUCCCAGAAGAUUCUGUGGAUUUCCCACUGAUUUUACCAGAUUUGAAUGGAGAUGGCGUGAAAGACCUCCUGCAGAUCGGGCUCAGUGAUGCGAAUCAACACAACAGUCUGAUUCUAAUCUCUGGCGCUACUGGAAGAGUCCUGGGCAAGAGCUACACCGUGAUGGAAUGCGAGAGCAUCCACAGAUUGACAAUUGACAAGGAUUUCCGGAUAAAUCUCAGUUGCUGGCGCAAUGAGAGCUCAGUGGCGUUCAGCAAAUCCCUCGAGGAUCUCUAUAGAUUGUGGACAAACACCGCCCUGAAGGUGAACAUACUGUCCAGGCCGGAGAGCAUUGAGCAGCACCGCUUACUGGGCCAGCGGAAGAACACGGAGAACCAGUACAACAUCUAUCCGGCUGGCGGAAGGGAGCUAAUUGUGGAAAAUCGCGGCAAGUGUCCACAUCACUGCAAUAUGACGGUGCGCCUGACGGACGAGAGGCACAACCACGAAGUGCUGAUAAAGAACGGAACGGGGAUAUACGGCAUGGUGCCCACGAGUCUCAGCCUGAACACCACGAGGAGCGCUGUAAGUGGGUUCAUUGUGAAGUUCUGGGAGUGGACGCCGUCUUCCGGGGAGUUGUUCAGCUCACGGAAGCGCCGUGAGUUUCCUGAGAUGGUGCGCAAUCACACGCACUCGCCGAUGGAGCCGAUGCUGCGCAUGCGAGUGCUGCGCGAAGUGGUGCUCAUGAUCCUGUUCAACUCCACAGACACACGCGUAAUCAACACUAGUCAGAACAACAUUGUACAGUUCUGUCUGGAGGAGCACGGCGAGGAGAUUUUCUGCCAGCCGGAUCUCAACUACCAGGAGAACUCGCUGAUGAUCGCCGAUCUGGACGAUGACGGCUCGCAGGAGCUCAUUUCCUACUACACCACGUUCAUCAGCUCGGACAAUGAGAAGGAGAACUGGCGCCUCAUCACGUACGUUCAGCUGUUGCGCCUGGAAUCGGAACUGGCGAAGCUCAGCGACUCCGACAGCGUUUAGGGACUAAAGUAGCGUGUAUGUUAUCCACACUUUUGCUAUCAGUGGGAUUUGUAAUGUCGGUGGGUGUGUGCUUGAUAAGGGAAUUCCUUGAAUUUUUCUAUACAUUUUUCGAGUCGCGCACUGGUCAAUUGUAGAAUUUAUCACCGGUCUUUGAGAGUUGCUCCAAGAGAGAUGGACUUAUGUUCCCGCCACUGAUUAUUUCAGCGUGAUUCUCAGUAAUUCCCUCAAAGACCACAACGCGUGCAUGAUUAAUCACCUGACUUUUUGUUAUUCUAGUCAUUUUAAAAGUUCGCCUCUUGGAGAAUUUCUCAAUGGUACAUAAUUUCAUCAUUAACACUAUCUUAUAGUCCAUUUUGUGAUAAAUAUUGUUACGGCACGGCUUUAACACACCAACAUAUUUACCAAUUAUUCUUCCAAAGAGCGAAUGAAGAAUUCACCAAAAAUCGAUGUUUCACCA